Molecule: messenger RNA, 2673 nt
Organism: Leishmania major strain Friedlin
Lineage: Eukaryota; Euglenozoa; Kinetoplastea; Trypanosomatida; Trypanosomatidae
Product: putative nuclease
Exons: 1
Coding region: 1-2673 (890 amino acids)
Biological process (GO): RNA processing
Molecular function (GO): ribonuclease III activity
Source: RefSeq, a predicted model, not a curated record
AUGACGCGGCGAAGCCCCACUCCACCACCGGACUUCCCGCUGGACAGUCUACCCAUCUACGAACCCCAUGACCAUAACGGGCCACCGCGCACCAAAAUCGGCUUCCACCUUCCCAUGCGCUCGCUGCCGGCGUCUCUAGCCCUCGACUUUUUUUUCCCUGGUGCAGGCUCUAACGAUAGCCUGCAAGCAGCCAACGCCUCCAGCAGCAGCAGUAGGACCCAUAGCAGUGGGGGGUCUGCAAACAGUGACCUUGGCGCGCGCUACGAAGAAGCCGACAACGGUGCCGGCAGUGGGCAUCAGCAGCACACCUCGAGGCUCGACCGCGCGGCGCACGGUACGAAAGGACUCUCCGCUGCGGGCGCUGGGAGUGUCACUGGCGACACAUCCACGGCGUUCUGCCGUCUGUGUCGCGAAAGCUUCGAUAAUGAUGGAACACUACGGUCACACAUUACGGUCGCAGACCGGGCGCGGCACGUCUCUCACCCGGUGCGCGAGGUGGCGCUUGAAACGCUGACACUGCUGGCCGUGCGCGGAUACCCCAUCGACAAUAUAAUGACGGUGUGGGCCGACAUCCUGUUCAACUGUCCACUGUUUCCGCGCAUUCGCAGCAUGACAGACCCGCGGUGGUCGAUCGAGAAGCGGGCUGCUCAAAUUGGCAUUAUCCUGCGGGCUUUAAAGCGGGUUGGGGUGCUUGAUGUCGCCCUUGCGACGGCAGAGCCGACGGACGUGGCGGGCUCGCUCAACUCGCGCUACCGGCAACGCCGCGUCGCCUUUGAACGACUGGAGUACAUUGGCGACAACUGCUGGGGCAACAAUAUUUCGAAUCGGAUCCUGUUGCUGUACCCUGAUCAGCAGUGGCUGUAUAGCGAGCGCUGCAGCACGUUCACGCUGGUGCGUGAUGCAUGUGAGAUGAACGUCAAUCUCGACUUUGUCUUCGACACACUGGAGCUGUGGCACCUCUUGUCGACCACGGCACACUCGCGACUAGGGAGUGGAAAGGUGAAGGCCGACCUUGUGGAAGGGAUCUUUGGGGAGCUGCACCUGCACCUCUACGGUAUGGUGCCUAAGCUGCAGGAUGAUGUGGAGUACGUGGAGACGAACGGCGCUAGAGAGGUGCAGCUGGUCGCACUCGUGGAGCACUGCCUGACAGAGCUAUACGACCUCAUCGUGCUGAAGCACGCACGCGACCUCGUCACAUCAGCCAUACCUCUCGCGAAGGAGCUGGCGGCGAAGCGAAUAUGGGCGCGAACGCGCCCUUUUGUGCUGCCGCAGAAGCGUCCCAACACUGGCCGGGCUCGAGGCAAGACUGCGAUGAGCAACGGGGCGCCGCAUGCAUCAGCCUUUCCAUCGGCUGUUCCGACGGUCGGACGCGUUGCCACCGGCGGGUAUACAGCGUCCUUUCCGGCACCACACACGGGAGUGGCGACCGCAAAUGCGUCUGUGGCUACGCUGGAGGACCUCUUCGAUGUGUCACCUUCGUCCUUGCAGCAGCAGCAGCAGCACGAUUUGUCCGCAUGCGGGGCGGCGAGUGGUACCAUCGAGUCGCGCGCUGACGGGCGCACGGAGGUAGCCGUGGUAAGCAACAGCGGUAAAGGUAGCAGGCAUAACACGAAAGAGCGGGCCGAAGAAGCGGCUGCAGUGGCGAGGGGGCGAGCCGGCGUGAUGCCAAUCUCUCCUUUAUUCCCCACCCCCUUAUCCCUCACGCUGUCGGCCUCCAUUGGUCUGGGUAGCACGCGUGUCCUGCCGGCGUUGCCGCGUCUCUUUACCGCUCCACACGUGUACCCCGAACGCGUGCCCAACCCGCUGCGCCUCCUGCCGCUCUCGGCCAUCCCAAGCAUGACCUACUGUCACCACACGUGCUCGGACGUUUUUGCGAGGAUGAAGAUGAGUUACGAGCGCCUUGGUCUGCUUCAUGAAGGUUCGAGCCACAUGCACUAUGUGGUAAGCCCUACUCCGCCGAGGUGGGCGGUGCUGAUCGCCACACUUGUGCCGCAGCUCGUGGGAUGCGCGCCGCUGCCUGUCAAGCCGACCGGUGACACAAAAGGGGCGUCGGCCGAAGCGCGUCGGCUUUUAGCGUCCAUGGAUCAGGGCGGCCUGUACUGCCGGGACGCCCUCUACAAUCUCGCAGUGUUGCCGUCCUCGCCUGCUGCCGCCUCGCGACCCCACGCAACGCCGCCGCCGAUGAGCACUGCGUGGGCGCUGCAGAAUGCCGGCUUGCCCGCCCUCUCUGCCACGCCGAGCAAGACAAGAGAGGACGACGACGACGCUUCCUCGGACAAAAGCGGGCGCAGCGGGUGCACCUUCGCUCCCUCCCGCUACGUCCCGCCCGGUAUUCGAGCGCCGCCGGCUGGCGUGGUGACAGACCGUAACCUCUGCCGCGGCGUCUUUGCCUUCCUGGCUGUCGGUGUGGCUGACGCCGUGGCAGAGGCUGAGCGACUCACACGCACGGACACGGCGUCGGUCAGUCCCGCUACCCCGGCGGGCCCCACCACAGGUGCGCGGUCCUCUGGUGAGUGCCCGGCGCAGCACUCGGCAGAAGACAACUCGCCUAAAGCGUCGGCCACUGCGUACGCGCAGCGGAUGAAGGCGGCAAUGGACUACUGGCGGCGCCGCUCGCAGACGUCCCUCCAGAGCUUAUCGGCCGCAUCCGGUGAGGCGUCACUGCCUCGCUAG